Messenger RNA from Tachyglossus aculeatus (Australian echidna), 1649 nucleotides. RefSeq names its product potassium voltage-gated channel modifier subfamily S member 2 (gene KCNS2). Gene Ontology annotation, molecular function: voltage-gated potassium channel activity. The record is from RefSeq and is a predicted model, not a curated record. Gene Ontology annotation, cellular component: membrane; voltage-gated potassium channel complex. The coding region runs from base 139 to 1569 and encodes 476 amino acids. NCBI's taxonomy places the organism in Eukaryota, Metazoa, Chordata, Mammalia, Monotremata, Tachyglossidae. The transcript has a single exon. Gene Ontology annotation, biological process: potassium ion transmembrane transport; regulation of delayed rectifier potassium channel activity; protein homooligomerization.
CAUCAACCCCCUGCCCCAGGAGUGGCUCCGGACAUCACCCUCCUCCCCCAGGACCAGGUCCGGACCUCAUCUCUCCCCCACCCGCCUUUUCCCCCUCCCCCAGGCCCUGCCGGCUCCAGGCGUCCCGGGAUCCCAGCCAUGACGGGCCGGAGCCCCCCGGCGGCCCCCUGGGAGGAGGGGGAGAUCCGCAUCAACGUGGGUGGGCUGAAGCAGAAGUUGCGCCCUGGCACCGUGCUGCGCUUCCCGGAGACCCGCCUGGGCCGCCUGGUCCGCUGCGGCUCCCGGGCCGCCAUCCUGGAGCUGUGCGACGACUACGACGACUCCCAGGGCGAGUACUACUUCGACCGUGACCCCCGACUCUUCCCCUCCGUGAUGCACUUCUACCGCACGGGCAAGCUGCACGUCACCGGCCAGUUGUGCGUCUUCUCCUUCAGCCAGGAGAUCGAGUACUGGGGCAUCGACGAGUUGUCCAUCGACGCCUGCUGCAGCCCCGGCUACCACGGUAAGAAACUGGAACCCACAGCCGGGCCGGACAGGUGGGAGGACCAAAGCGAGAGGGACAGCGCGGCCUCCUCCUUCGACGAGCUCCUGGCCUUCUACCGCGACGCCUCCCGCUUCGACGGCCGACCUCUGGGCGACCUGCGGCGACGGCUCUGGUUGGCCUUGGACAACCCCAGCCACUCCGUCCCAAGCCGGGCCUUCGGUGUGCUGUCCGUCCUGGUGCUACUCGGCUCCAUCGUCACCAUGUGCCUCAACAGCCUGCCGGAUUUCCGGACGGCCGAAGGGCGCGGCCGGGCCGGCGAGGACCCGCGCUUCGAGGCGGUGGAGCGCUUCGGCAUCGCCUGGUUCACCUUCGAGCUGCUGGCCCGCUUCGCCGUGGCCCCCGACUUCUCUCGCUUCUUCAGGAACGCCCUGAACCUCAUCGACCUCCUGUCCAUCGUCCCCUUCUACGUCACCUUGGCGGUGAACCUGGUGGCCGAGAGCAGCCCGGCCCUGGCCAACCUGGGCCGCGUGGCCCAGGUCCUGAGGCUGAUGAGGAUCUUCCGCAUCCUGAAGCUCGCCCGCCACUCGACGGGCCUCCGCUCCCUCGGGGCCACCCUGAAGUACAGCUACCGGGAGGUGGGCCUCCUCCUGCUCUACCUCUCCGUGGGCAUCUCCAUCUUCUCCGUGGUGGCCUACACCGUCGAGAGGGAGGACGACGCGGGGCUGGCCACCAUCCCGGCCUGCUGGUGGUGGGCCACCGUGAGCAUGACCACCGUCGGCUACGGCGACGUCGUCCCGGGGACCGCCGCCGGGAAGCUGACCGCGUCCGCUUGCAUCCUGGCCGGCAUCCUCGUCGUCGUGCUUCCCAUCACGCUCAUCUUCAACAAGUUCUCCCACUUCUACCGGCGCCAGAAGCAGCUGGAGAGCGCCAUGCGGAGCUGCCACUUCGGGGACGGGACCGGAGGGGUCCCCUCCGUGAACCUGCGGGACUAUUACGCCUGCAAAGUCAAAUCCCUCAUGGCGAGCCUGACCAACGUGAGCGGGAGCUCCCCCAGCGAUCUCAGUCUCAGCGACUCCCUGGAUUAGCUGGACGCCACGUGGCCGCCGCCGCCGUCGAGGACGCCCGCUUCUCUCCUCCGGCCUUGAGGAAUUCCUUCUUUGUCGCA